Molecule: messenger RNA, 1680 nt
Organism: Grosmannia clavigera kw1407
Lineage: Eukaryota; Fungi; Ascomycota; Sordariomycetes; Ophiostomatales; Ophiostomataceae
Product: vacuolar armadillo repeat protein
Exons: 7
Coding region: 1-1680 (559 amino acids)
Biological process (GO): nucleus-vacuole junction assembly; vacuole inheritance
Cellular component (GO): fungal-type vacuole membrane
Molecular function (GO): protein-membrane adaptor activity; protein binding
Source: RefSeq, a predicted model, not a curated record
AUGGGGAUUUGCAGCUCCCAGUGCUGCGGAGGCAAAUCCCGCGAUGGCCUCUACGAGCCCGUCCUUGCCGAUAGCGAACGUGAGGCAGUUGCAGACCUCCUUCAGUAUCUCGAAAAUCGCAACGAAACAGACUUUUACUCGGGAGAGCCGCUGCGUGCGCUCAGCACACUUGUCUUCUCGGACAACAUAGACUUGCAACGAAGUGCAAGCUUGACGUUCGCUGAAAUUACAGAGAGAGACGUGCGAGAAGUUGAGCGGGACACUCUCGAGCCAAUUCUCUUCCUUCUGCAGAGCCCCGAUCUUGAAGUGCAAAGAGCGGCGAGCGCUGCUCUUGGAAACCUUGCCGUGAACACUGCCAACAAGGUUCUGAUUGUUGAGCUGGGCGGUCUUGGACCCUUGAAGCGCCAGAUGCAAUCGCCCAACGUUGAAGUCCAGUGCAACGCCGUCGGCUGCAUCACCAACCUCGCCACACAUGAGGACAACAAGGCAAAGAUUGCUCGCUCGGGCGCCCUCGGACCCCUGACGCGUCUCGCUAAGUCGCGAGACAUGCGAGUGCAGCGAAACGCCACGGGUGCUCUUCUCAACAUGACUCAUUCGGAUGAAAACCGAAAACAGCUAGUCAAUGCUGGUGCUCUGCCAGUCUUGGUCCAGCUGCUCUCCUCUCCCGACGUCGAUGUACAGUACUACUGCACGACAGCACUCAGCAACAUUGCUGUAGAUGCCACGAACCGAAGGAAGCUGGCACAGACCGAGCCGAAAUUGGUCCAAUCCCUCGUCAAUCUGAUGGACUCCUUAUCGCCCAAGGUUCAAUGCCAAGCCGCUCUUGCCCUGCGCAAUCUUGCAUCCGAUGAGAAAUACCAACUAGACAUUGUCCGUGCCUCUGGCCUGCCGCCUCUUCUUCGUCUUCUCCAGUCCUCCUAUCUGCCGCUUAUUCUCUCUGCUGUCGCGUGCAUACGGAACAUCUCGAUCCACCCCAUGAAUGAAUCGCCUAUAAUUGAAGCAGGUUUCUUGCGGCCUCUGGUGGAGUUACUCGGUUCUACUGACAACGAGGAGAUCCAAUGCCACGCUAUCUCGACUUUGCGCAACCUAGCGGCCAGCUCAGAUCGGAACAAGGCUCUUGUGCUGGAGGCUGGUGCCGUACAGAAAUGCAAGCAGCUGGUGCUGGAUGUGCCCGUGAAUGUUCAAUCAGAAAUGACUGCUGCCAUUGCUGUUCUGGCUCUUAGCGACGAGCUCAAGAUGCACCUACUUGGCCUGGGUGUAUUUGAUGUCCUGAUACCGUUGACACAAUCUUCCAGCAUCGAGGUGCAAGGCAAUAGCGCGGCUGCUAUGGGCAAUCUCUCCUCCAAGGUUGGCGACUACUCGAUGUUCAUCCAAUACUGGCUGAAGCCAAGCGAUGGCAUCCAUGGAUAUCUGAGCAGAUUUCUGGCGAGUGGUGAUGCUACAUUCCAGCACAUAGCGAUCUGGACCUUGUUGCAACUUCUCGAGUCAGAGGACAGGAAGCUCAUGAACCUAAUUGCCAAGUCGGACGAUAUUGUGGAGGUUGUUAAACAAAUUGCGAAGCGUCCUAUCGGGUCCGACAACGAGCUGGAAGAUGACGACGAAGGAGAAGUUGUGAAUCUGGCUCAGCGGUGCCUCGAGCUUCUCGGACAGAACAACCCGAAGUCCCAUAUCGAAGGCUGA